This is a messenger RNA of Striga asiatica, 783 nucleotides long. NCBI's taxonomy places the organism in Eukaryota, Viridiplantae, Streptophyta, Magnoliopsida, Lamiales, Orobanchaceae. The record is from the annotation of a GenBank genome assembly.
UUGCCAUACGAAAUUCGCAAAACUCACAGAACUUUCUACAGAGAUCGGAAAAUAGCACCAUCCACAAUGGGCUGGCUGUGGAAAAACGACGGAACUGACAACGUCUCGUCUUCCUCCGGCGACCACGGCGGAGACCACCGCGCCACCAGGAAGGUGGUGUCCUCCCAGUGCCGCACGGAGGAGGUGGAGCCUGGGAAAUUCAUCCGCAAGUGCGAGAAAACGGAGCAGAUCUUUAAGGACUGCAUCGGAAGGCCAAGUGAGAUGGUACAAUCUACCAAAGAAUACACAGAAGAGGAUGUGACAGAACAAAUGACCAAAGGCCCAUUCCCUUCGGAAUCUUAUUUCCCGGGUCUACGUCGUGACAUUGAAGGCAUCGAGCAAGACUUGUUUGGAGGCAUGAGCCGUUUUUUCGAGGCAGCCGAGGAUUUGAAGAACGAGUUCUUCAGCUCGAUUGGUGUACCAAAACGCCCUUCAUCUGGCGAGCGUGGGAUUCACGUCGAGGGUUCCCCUCAACAGGAAGCUCUUCCGAGUAAUGAUAGUGGUGUAGAUGGAGAUGUCGAUCUCUCUAGUUUGGCGAAAGAUGUUUGAAUCAAAAUGAAUUUUGGAUUUUAGUUAUAGUUUAUGUUUAUGUAGAAUGAAAAAUCGAACCGAAUCUCAAUCGCGCCAUUGUAAAUCCUUAGACGGUAUAUUGUGAUCUUUUUGCUUAGUGUGAAAUGGAACCUCUCUCAUUUUACUAGAUGCUUGUUUUGAGCACCUCUAAAGAUUCAUGUUGAAAUUCUCGUA